AUGGGCGGCGAAAUGCAAGCCAUCAAUGGAAGCGGACCAAGUAGCCCCAGGACUCCGACCAACUGCCAGUAUGCGGAGGCCGUUCACCGGUUACAUGCAGAGAUGCAUCAUCCCGGUGGCGUCGAGAUCACGAGGCAUGCUGCCGAAUUUCUGUCUGGAGUCGCCUUUGUCGAUUUGGCCGAUCGGGUUUGUAACAUCGCCGUUGUUUGUCUAUUUAAUCUGUUCCAAUUUGGCAACUUUUGA
Messenger RNA from Protopolystoma xenopodis, 243 nucleotides. NCBI's taxonomy places the organism in Eukaryota, Metazoa, Platyhelminthes, Monogenea, Polystomatidea, Polystomatidae. The record is from the annotation of a GenBank genome assembly.